Molecule: messenger RNA, 1549 nt
Organism: Telopea speciosissima
Lineage: Eukaryota; Viridiplantae; Streptophyta; Magnoliopsida; Proteales; Proteaceae
Product: cytochrome P450 94A2-like
Exons: 1
Coding region: 12-1538 (508 amino acids)
Molecular function (GO): monooxygenase activity; heme binding; oxidoreductase activity, acting on paired donors, with incorporation or reduction of molecular oxygen
Source: RefSeq, a predicted model, not a curated record
GAUCAUAAAAGAUGUUACAGCUUGAGUUUUUGGUUUCAUUUCUCCUGUUCCUUCUCCCAUUCUUGGUUUUCUUCUUCAUUAAUACUCGCACUAGCUUUGUGGGUAGCAAAAAAUCUUCUUCAUCUUCUUCUAAUAAACUGCCCAGUUCUUACCCAUUGAUUGGCUCAUCAAUUGCAAUCUUUGUGAACGAGAAGCGGCGGAACCAAUGGAUCACAGAUAUCCUCAAACAAUCCCCCACUGGAACCUUCGUUCUUUGUCGUGCUUUUGGUGAAUCACAGAUCAUUACUGCUAACCCAUCCAACGUCCAACACAUCCUCAAGACCCAAUUCUACCUCUACCCCAAGGGUGGUUUUGUCCGCCGUAGCCUCACCGAUUUCCUUGGUUCCGGCAUCUUCAAUACCGACGGUGAAAACUGGAAAUUUCAGAGACAAAUCUCUAGCCAUGAAUUCAAUACCAAAUCUCUUCGCAAAUUCGUCGAAACUGUUGUCGAGGCCGAGCUAUCCGACCGACUUAUUCCUCUCCUCACAAAAGCCGCAGCUGAAAAAUCCAUACUCGAUCUGCAAGACAUUCUACAAAGAUUUGCAUUCGACAACAUCUGCAAAAUUGCUUUUGGGUUCGAUCCAGAGUACUUAUCACCUUCACUCCCAAUAGCUGAAUUUGCUGCCGCAUUUGAUGAGGCCGUACUGAUAAGUGGAAUGCGGAUGAACUGCGCCAUUCCGGCUCUGUGGAAGCUGAAACGCGCACUCAAUAUUGGGCAUGAGCGACGGUUGAGGUCGGCAAUCUCGCAAGUUCGUGGGUUUGCAGGGCACAUCAUAAAAGAAAAGAAACGCGAGCUUAAGGAGAAUUCAUCGUUAGAAACAUCAGAUCUCCUCUCGAGACUUUUGAGUUCUGGGCAUUUGGAUGAAUAUUUUGUGACAGACAUGGUAAUUAGCUUUAUUUUGGCCGGUCGAGAUACUACAUCGGCAGCAUUAACUUGGUUUUUUUGGUUAAUUUCUUGCAAUUCUCAUGUAGAAGAGGAGAUACUAAAGGAGAUUAGGGAGAAACCAGAAUCACUUGAUUAUGAGGAAGUGAAGGACAUGGUGUACACUCAUGCGUCGCUGAGCGAGAGUAUGCGUUUAUACCCACCAGUACCAAGCGAUACCAAGGAGGCUGGAGGAGACGAUGUGUUACCAGAUGGAACCAUUGUGAAGAAAGGAAUGAGAGUGACAUAUCAUCCUUAUGCCAUGGGAAGGAUGGAGGAGCUGUGGGGAUCAGAUUCGUCAGAAUUUAAGCCGGAGAGGUGGUUGGAGAGAGAGGAGAGUAAAGGAAAAUGGAGUUUUGUGGGGAGGGAUCCAUAUACUUAUCCAGUGUUUCAAGCAGGGCCGAGGAUAUGCUUAGGGAAGGAUAUGGCGUUCUUGCAGAUGAAGAAGGUGGUUGCCGGUGUAUUGAGCCGGUACAGGGUUGUGCCGGUGGUGGAGGAGUUUGAGCCGGUAUUUAUUUCUUACUUGACUUCCAAAAUGAAAGGAGGUUUUCCAGUGAAAAUUGAGGAAAGGAGAUAAGGUGGUGAUGG